AUGAGUGAGCGCCCGCAGCCUUUAAAAGCCGUGAACCGGUUCUUCGAAGGGAAGGAACCAUGGCAGAUAGUGACCAUGACUGCCUCUUCAGUGCUCGCUAUAGUUUGGGCUCACAGUCUCUAUAACGCUAAAGACAGCGUCACUGUAAGACUAAGGAGAGAGUUCUUCAGAUGGCUUCGUCAAGUGCCAUUCGUUCGUCGCAAGAUAGAGGAACGUAUGACAGAAAUCAAGCGUGGUUUCAAAAAAGACGUGGCGAAACGUCUGGCCGGUAUGACGUUGUACAGAGAACUGCCAGAGAACGGGUUUACAGCGAAGGAGGUUGCUGAAGAGGUCAAGAAACUUGUGGCACUAGGUUCUUACGAUUGGAAGGGUGGCAAUGUGUCUGGGGCGGUGUACCACUUGAGCGAAGAUAUAAGCAAAGUAGCGUGCGACGCCUACGCCUUGACUGCAUACACGAAUCCAUUACAUUCGGAUGUGUUCCCUGGCAUCAACAAGAUGGAGGCCGAAGUAGUACGGAUGACUAUCAACUUGUUCCACGGGGACGACGAGUGUUGUGGCACAGUAACAACAGGUGGCACGGAAUCAAUUAUAAUGGCGUGCAAGGCGUUCAGAGAUCUGGCGUACAGUAAAGGAAUUAGCAACCCUCAAAUGGUGUUGCCAACAACAGCCCACACGGCUUUCGAUAAGGCUGCCCAAUAUUUGGGUAUCGGGGUGGUGACUGUGCCGGUUUCAAGUGAUACUUACACUGUUGAUUUGAAUGCUGUGCGACGCGCUAUUGGUCGGAGAACUUGUAUGAUAGUGGGCUCGGCUCCCAACUUCCCGUACGGCACGAUGGACGACAUCGAGGCGCUGUCCGACAUCGCCGUGCAGUACGGGGUGCCGCUGCACGUGGACGCGUGCCUGGGCGGGUUCGUGGCCGCCUUCAUGCCGCAGGCCGGCCACCCGCUGCCGCCCUUCGACUUCCGCCUGCCCGGCGUGGCCAGCAUGUCCGCCGACACGCACAAGUACGGCUACGCGCCGAAGGGUACAUCUGUGGUGGUAUACCGGAAGGCCGCGCUGCGUCACCACCAGUACACCGUCACUACGGACUGGCCGGGCGGCGUGUACGGCUCGCCCACCGUUAACGGCAGCCGCGCGGGCGGCCUCAUCGCGGCGUGCUGGGCCACCAUGCUGUUCGUGGGGCGCGCGCGCUACGUGCGCAUGACCAGGGAGAUACUGGACACCGCCAGGCGCAUAGAGGCCGAGUUGCGUAAAAUCGACGGUCUGUUUAUAUUCGGCAAGCCGGCAACCACAGUGAUCGCCAUGGGAUCCAAAAAAUUCGACGUAUUCAAACUGGCAGACAAGCUACACAAAAAAGGCUGGAGCUUGAACGCUCUGCAGUUCCCGUCCGGCAUCCACAUAGCAGUGACGCACGCGCACACGCUGCCCGGCGUAGCGGAGCGGUUCGUAGAGGACGUGCGCGCCGCGACCGCCGACUGCCUCCGGGAGGGCGGCGAGCCCGUGGAGGGCAAGAUGGCCAUAUACGGAGUCGCUCAAGGCAUCCCCGACAGGAGCCUAGUGUCAGACAUCACGAAGUAUUUUAUCGAUUCCAUGUACUAUUUACCGAAGCCUGAAGAUAAUGUUGAGGAAUAAUAUAUUUGAUACUAUACAAGGCUUUUGCCCGCGGAUUCGCUCGCGUGGUAAAUUUAAUUCCAGUGUAGAAACACCUAGUUAUUCUUUUUCUAAUUACACGAAUUAACUUUCGUAUGUUUAAUUUGCAAAAAUGAAAUAACAGUCGAAACAAAUUAUAUUCUUUUUUUGCCUCUUAAUGGAUUAUAUUUACUAAUUUUUUUUAAUUGGAUGUAAGGUUAUUAACUAUUACUUGCUAAUAUUUAUGUUUCUUUUUCGUAGGAGUUAUUAAAUCAGUCCGUCACUAUAUUAUUUUA
This is a messenger RNA of Melitaea cinxia (Glanville fritillary), 1925 nucleotides long. It is a transcript of the gene Sply, whose product is annotated as sphingosine-1-phosphate lyase. Gene Ontology annotation, biological process: carboxylic acid metabolic process; sphingolipid catabolic process. The coding region runs from base 1 to 1632 and encodes 543 amino acids. Gene Ontology annotation, cellular component: endoplasmic reticulum. The transcript is spliced from 10 exons. Lineage: Eukaryota; Metazoa; Arthropoda; Insecta; Lepidoptera; Nymphalidae. The record is from RefSeq and is a predicted model, not a curated record. Gene Ontology annotation, molecular function: pyridoxal phosphate binding; sphinganine-1-phosphate aldolase activity.